UCAACAUGAAUUCGACUUGAUCCCCCGAAAGCAUUACGGAAUGAAUUAACGAAAAAUGGCUAUAUUGAGACAUAUUUCGGGGAAGAGAACUACAUGAUUUUACUUUUUAAUCUUUUAUGACAAGGGGGAAACAAACAGACUGAUAAUUUUAGUGAAAAGAGGGUUACUUUCUGCUUCAAACGGAACAAAACAAGCACUGGAAUACCAAUGUAUCGACAACAAAAAUCUGAUCUUCUUUGUUGAUGUCAUUAAAAGUGGGCACAUAUACCAUCAGGUGCUCAAAUAACUGGAUUUAUAUUCAGGAAAGACUAAAAGUUACUGAUGCAAGAAGACUUUCAUAAGUACAGUUCAAAACAAAGUGCAUUUAGUAACUUUAAGAAGAUCAAGUUAGAACCAGAUAUCCAUGAUGUGAAUACUUUUGGUCGACACGAAAUAUCAAGCAGCCCAAUAGUAUACCAACAUAAUACUGCAUAUAUUUUACCGCAGAAUCGUAAUGUUCUAAGAGAUAUUGAUAAUCAGACUCAGAAUUAUAUCCGUGCUUCUACAAUAAAACUAUUAAAUUCGUACCAGAGAUGUGGCAUUAAAAGGAAGAGUGACGACCUUGACGCACCCAUGCAGCUCCAAGUGCAAGAGACACAGCCAGUUUCAAGUGAUGAAGAUAAAGCAGCAAAUGUUGCCACGACGACUACCUCCAAAAAUACCUCCUCGUCAAAUAGCGAGGGGGAUUAUCAACUGGUCCAACAUGAGGUUUUGUAUUCGAUGACCAGUCACAAUGCAUAUGAAGUGCUAGAAUUUCUUGGUCGUGGGACAUUUGGUCAAGUAGUGAAAUGUUGGAAAAAAGGCACUAAUGAAAUAGUUGCCAUUAAAAUUUUGAAGAAUCACCCAUCUUAUGCUCGUCAAGGACAAAUAGAAGUGAGCAUAUUGACUCGGUUAAGUCAUGAAAAUGCAGACGAAUUUAAUUUCGUGCGAGCAUAUGAAUGCUUUCAGCACAAAAACCAUACAUGUUUGGUUUUUGAAAUGCUGGAACAAAAUCUGUAUGAUUUCUUGAAACAAAACAAAUUCCAACCACUGCCACUUAAAUACAUCCGUCCUGUCACACAACAAGUUUUGACGGCUCUUCUUAAAUUGAAGAGCCUCCAUUUGAUUCAUGCGGAUUUAAAACCUGAAAACAUCAUGUUGGUGGACCCAGUGCAAUUUCCAUACCGUGUAAAAGUGAUAGACUUUGGUUCUGCAAGCCAUGUGUCAAAAGCUGUAUGUUCAACAUAUCUUCAAUCAAGAUACUACAGGGCACCAGAAAUUUUGUUGGGUCUGCCAUUCUGUGAGGCUAUUGAUAUGUGGUCCCUAGGAUGUGUGAUAGCUGAGUUGUUUCUAGGAUGGCCAUUGUAUCCAGGUUCCUCAGAAUAUGAUCAGAUUCGAUACAUUUCCCAAACACAAGGAUUACCAGCAGAGCACAUGUUAACUGCAGCAACAAAAACUACAAGAUUUUUUAUUCGAGAACAGACAGAUAGUAAUUACCCAUUUUGGAGGUUAAAGACACCAGAGGAGCAUGAAAAGGAAACCAAUAUAAAGUCAAAAGAAGCAAGAAAGUACAUCUUCAAUUGUUUGGAUGACAUGAUCCAGAUCAAUGUUCCCACCGAUUUAGAAGGCAGUGAACUGUUGGCAGAGAAGAUUGAUAGAAAAGAAUUCAUUGAUUUGUUGAAGAGAAUGUUAACAUUGGACCAAGAUCGAAGAAUCACACCAGGAGAAGCCCUCAACCAUCCAUUUAUAACUAUGGCACAUCUUAUAGAGUAUGCUCAUAGUAGCAAAGUGAAGCAGAGUGUGUCAGCAAUGGAGAUCUGUAGAAAGUCUGUAAAGAACUUGUUUGAUGUGAAUCAGAACAGUGGACUGAUGUCAAACUUUGUACCAGCUACUACCAGUAGUCUGACUGUUACAUUUAACAACCAGAUCAAUGCUUUACAUUCACAGAUGGCAUCACAAAACAUGACUGCACAACAUCAGGGAACAGAACUUCAGUACUUGCCGUACCCUCUACAGUCUCGUCCAUAUAUACCAUACCAACCUACACAACAGUCACUCAAUCCACAGCUCACAGCACCUAGGAAUAGUAACCAGUUCAACAGAACUGAUCCAUUUAUACAUGUUUCUUCUAUAGUUGUUCCUGGUAUACAGGGAUUGAGUUCUCCAACAAGAUACAAUCCAAUUCCAAUGGUUACACAAGCACCAGCCUUACAGUUACAACCACAGUUAAUAACACAGACUGCACCAGGAAACUCCUGGCCUGGAGGACAGCCAGUUUUGGUAGGCUCAUGGCAGCAGUUAGGCCUACCUCAACAGAGGUCAGUCCAACAGCCUCUUUUAGCAGACACUCUAGCAUCACAGUCCUUACAGGAGAGUUGGAGACAGUCUUUGGUCCUGGAUGGUUUUGAGCAUGGUCCACUUGCUGCAAUGUUGAAUGAAACAGCAGUACAGAACCAACAUUUACAGAUGAUGUCAAAUCCAUACAACAGAAAUAAUGAUAUUUCUAACAAGAUGCAAAGGAAACAAAGUCGAAGUUAUGUUAAAGAGCCUACAUCAACUCAUCUUUCACCAGUGAAGAAGAGAGUGAAAGAAAAUACUCCUCCAGAUACCUUGUUGCAACAAGAAGCUGCCCUUUUGUGUGAUUGGACCAACGGAAACAGUACUCACAUACCUGGGCGGCCAGGGAGAGAACGUCAGACUAUAGUGAUAGCUGACACUCCCAGCCCUGCCCAUAGUAUAAUCACCAUUAGUUCUGAUAGUGAAGAUGAUGGUGAGGGAAAACAUCACAGAAGGGGUCAUCAUCACCAUCAUCAUCAUAAUAGAAAUAGUUAUCUGGAUCCGAAGACAUUGGAUGGGAACUUGUUUGGGUCAGUGGGUGUUUCAGAUUCACCAAGAGUAAAUCAUAUGAGUCAUCUGUUAGUGUCUGAUAUACAAGAUUCAGACUUAGAAGACAGCAACUUAGAUUUCAAGAAACAAAUUAACUUGACACCAAUCAAGCAUGAAGACCUUGAAAGAUCAUUACUUAGUGAGGCACAACAUAGUUUAAGAUCAUAUCCAUAUAGUGGCAUGCAGUUGCAGAACUCUAGUAAUCCUAUUUCAUUUGUGCCACCAGAAUUGUCUGGCUUGCUAGAACCAAUUAAGAAACGUGAGCAGGCAAAAGUUUCACCGUUUUUUGUGAGCAUGCCAAAACAAGAGGCUCUCCCUUCAUCUUCGUCCAUGUCAAGUUUUGAUAGAUUUCGUGGAGGUAGGAGUCCUAAGCAAGAGGUAAAAUUGCCUCCUUUGGAACUGGAUAUGCCACACACGACAACUCAUGGAAAAAUGGCAUAUGUGUCACCCACUGUGCGAUCAGUUCCAAAUCCACAAAUAAAAUUGUCAGCUGCAAAUGCCAUUUACAGCAGUGCAUUGUUUGGACAAAAGCAUAAGCCAAGUAAUUUGAACUUUUCUACAGGAGGGACAAAUCAGCUGUCACCUGUUCAGGCAGGAAUAGCAUUUGGUCAGCCAGUGUUCCUCAAUGCUGGACCUCAACUAGAAGUACAUCGAGACUACAGAAGACAGCCAACAUUACAAGGAAGCCCUGUUCAUCAUUAUCUGUUGCCAGCUCAUCAGCAACCUCAAGUUGCCAUCCCUGCAGGAAUGGGCCAAUAUGCACCGUUUUCACCUACUGUUGCCCCUCCACCUGCCCAUCAGAGUCCACGACAUGUCCAGUACACCACCCACCCACUGCCAGCUCAUGUUCAUCCAGUGUUACAGAGCUCCACCAUACCAGCAGUACAGUAUCAGCCACAGUUGGCCUCACAGUAUGGUGGUCUUGGGAGCUUGAAUCCGGCAUCAGCAGGACUUUAUGCUACAUAUCCUCUAAGCCCAAACAAGGGCAGACCCUUUCAGUAUUUUGCGUGAUGUUCCAUGUAAAUUUUCAUAGACUUUGUAGUUUUCAUUGGUGCUAAGUGGCAACUAUAUCAUUCCUAUAUAGACUUAGGGCGGCACAGAGUGCUUGGUUUUUUUAAUCAGAAGCUUUUUUUAUCGUUAAUUAUUCAGUAGUGUGAUGUGAAUUUUGUUAAUGUUGUAAAUUUUAAUAAUAGUUUGAACAUAUUUUAAUUGUCAAUUUUCAACUUAAAAACUGGUUGUAUGUAAUUGGAAAUGAUAUUGUCCAAAUUAACAUUUUAUCAGUGUUUUCUUGCCAUGGAUUUAUUUCAGAAAACAUUAUAGGUUAUCCAGAAUUUUAUAUCAUUCAAAAUAAUUGAAAAAUUAAAGUUCAGAAAUAACUUAUUUGGUGAUCAAUAAAGGUUUUUUUGUGCAGCUUAAUUUCAUAUUUCAUUGUAAAUAUUUCGCAUUUUUUAUUAUAGCAGAAAAAAAUUCAAACCAGAGCAUUGUUUUACAUUCCUUACUAUGAAUAAUUGUCAAUUUUUAAAAAAAGUGGUGUUUGUUAAAUGCUUCUUCUUUUCUUUUUGUCAUGGUUUUCUUUCUCAAUGAUUUUCUGCCCACAUCUCUGUUAAAAGCAGUUGGUCAUUUUUCAUUUAGAAAUUUCUAAAGGUAAUUAUAACAAUAUUGUUUCUAGAUUUUAUUUUUUUUUUUCAAAUAGGGAAGUUAUUGACACAAAUAAGCAUGACAUAUUUGCGAAUGGAGGUCAGUGGUAACUAUAAGGAGUUAAAAGUCAAGAAAGUAUUAUCUCAGAGGAUAUACCAUGUUUUCAAAUUGUACAACCAGUUUUUGUUAAGUAUAUAAAAAACAUUUGGUGUUUUAUUUUGAGCUUUUUAUGUAUUUUUAGUGUGGUACAUGUAGGAUGUUAGUUUUUAUCAUAUUGCACACUGUUAUUAUUACAGCAUUUUUAUCAUGUUUUAUUGUUUCCACCAAUGCAUUUAAAUGUAGUUGAAGUGUUCUGUUAAUUUUAUUUUCCUCCUUGGCUAUUUUUUAUUAGAGACAUAAAGAAGACAUUGGCUUUCAUUGUUGAGACAGUUCAGGGGCAACAUUUUUAUUGCUGUGUUUACAGUUUGUCUCAGAGGUGUGAUUUAGAUUAAAAAAACACUAUUUAUAGGAACCCUGGCUAUAGGUGUAUAAAUAUAUAAAAAUAAGUAUUGUCAUUAUAAAACUCUAAUGAUUUUGUAAAAAUUAAAUUUUUAAUUCUUGGUCAUUUAUAAGAUGAGAAAAUUUGUACAUUGAAAAUUGAACUAAUUAAUGAGGAAAUGAAAUGAAUACAAAUGUGAUAAUUUGAGGCUUAUGCUAGUGUAAUAGAUAGAAAAGCACAACAGUACUAAGGAGAAGUUGUACAUAUAAUGGUGUUCUGCAGUAUUUUUGUUGUUGACGAAAUCAGUCUGUUGCUCAUAAGUAAAUGGUAGUGCCUUCAAAUAUGUCUCCAUAAAUUUUUGCAAGAAGAAUGAGAUAUUUUCGACAAUUUUAAUCAGAUAUGGAGACAACUGGUGUGGCCACAAGUGUUUGCUUCUCGAGUGGAAUCACAAUAUAUCCCUGCAAGGACAGGGUAUAGUUAUAUGCAAAUAUUCUACAGGAAUUUCAAAAAGAUGUGCUGGACUUGGAAAAGAUAUACAUUUAAUUUCCACAGCAAUAAAAUUGUGCCACUUGAUAAAUUUGAUUUGUUAAUAUUUUUAUUUUAAGUGUUAGCCCUUAAGUAACAUGAUCUGUGAUUUGCCAAAGAAUUUUUAAUAAGGGCUAUAAAUUGUCAAAUAUUUUCUAUAUAAACAUGAUAAAUACAAAUGAAGUGAAAAUAUUUUUCUACAGAAUGAGAUGUAGUAGCAUUUGAGUAGAAAACGAAUGAAGUUUUUAGGGAAGUAAUUGUACAUAGAAUUCUGAUAAGAUGUAAAUAAGGAAUUUAGUUCAGAUUUUGGUGCACAAAUUUAUUGAAAUGAAAUAAGGUAACAAAUUUGUACAUGUUGUGUGUCUGUGUGUGUAUUUAUCAAACUAAUCAUGUAGAUUUGUUUUAUAUAUGGUGCCAUUUUUACUCACUUUCAUCUAAAUGUAUAGCAAGAAAACAUUAUAUUGAUAAAUAUAUAUAUAUUUUUGUUAGCCUCAGUACAAUUAUAAAAGGAGAAAUACUAAUCAGUUAUAAAGGAUAUAUUGCAUUAGAGCAAUAUGCUAAUACAAAACUGUUAGUACUAUGAUUAUUAUUGUAAUUAAAUGUCUCCCUGUAAAUAAUUGUUCAGUAUAUAUAGUAGAAAGUUGAUUUGACUUUGGAGACGGACAAAAUGGUAUUUUUUGUAAAAAGUAGAUGUAUUUUAAUUGUGUGUAGUGGCCAUGUGUUAACUGUAAUCUUUAACAACUUCCAGUCGAGUUGUCAUGUUGUUUAUGCACCGAUUUAUUGUGAUACUCAAGAUUUGCAUAGUUACUACAUCAAAACAUCACAGAUCUGUCAACAGAGUGGUUGUUUCUUGGACUUUGUCUAGUGGAAGAACUCUUUAACUGAAUAAGAGUUAAAAAUGAGACUAAAUAAACAUCAACAUGUACAUUUUCUUCCUUAGUGGAAAAAAAAUUGAUUAGAAAUAAGUAACUUGGAAACAGAGUACUUUUGCUUGUUGUCUGGAGAGAAAAAUGAGUUCAAGCGUAAUGUCACCUGUAAGAAAAGAAAUUAAGAUGUAUUCUUUCUUAAAGAAAGCAUUUAAAUGUCCAUUUAAAAGUUACAGCCAGUCUGUCUGACGUGUUUUUUUUCAUAAGUUUUGAUACAUAUAUCACCUCACAUGUUGCCAGUAUUUAUAGUGUCUUUCAAUCCAUUUCCAUGUGAACUAAGUGUUUUUUUGGACCAAAUAUGCAAGAUGUUCUGACAACAUGCUUAAAUUCAAUGCUAAAGGAAACUAAAAUAGCAGACUUGAUUAAUUUCAGCAAUCUUAAAGUUGGUAUUUUUAAAGUUGUUAGGCAUUAUUCAAUAAGGGUUGCAUUUGAAUAAAAAUUCAUGAUGCAUAUUUAGGGUCUUUUAAAGAUCAAUAGAUUGAACUUUGUCAUUUUGUGAAGUUUUCAAAUUAUGAUUUAGUGAAUAGUAAGGUAAUUAAAUUUCAAAUGGCUUUAAGGAUGGAUUGCUUGUUACCAAACAUCUUGUAUAGAUAUGGUCUGUACACCAAUCAUUUGUAAUCAUCAUUUACCAUGUGUAUUCUAUUGCCUUGUAUAUUCAGCAUUACGUGUAGAUUUUUUUAUCAACUGGUGCACUUGUUAUUUAUAUCGUAUUGUUAUAGACGUUUAGAACUUUCUGUUUGGUAUCGUGGUGUGAUAUUAGUGGUGCUAGAAGUCAUCAGACCGUGUAGAAUUACAUAUCAAAUUCAUCUUAUUUGUAUCCAGAGCCGUUUGGUUUCAAGAAUUCGGGAUGAUGAAAUUGAAAUAGGAGUUAAAUCAAAGGGACUUUAAUUCUUAAAUUUUUCAAAUCAAGUGUUUAAUAGGAAAAUAGCAAAAAAUGCAUGAAGUUAUUUUAGUGUUGUGGGUUGUGACUUUGGAUGAUUGGAAAAUUAGAUUAAAAAAGGACUGUUAUCUUCCAAAACUAUAGAAUUAAUCAAAGCUAUCUGUUCCUUUGGACAGAAAUAACAAUGAUCUAACAGAAAGUUUUAAAUCAAGUUUAGUUUUUUUAUUCUAUUUAAUCUUAGCACAUAUUUAAUAGUUUAAUGGUAUUUAUUCAAGUUAGUUUCGAAUGUUUGAAGAAUUUUUUUAAUUCUGUUGAUGUGGUGAAUGGUUGAAGUUUUUUGUGUUUUUUAAUUCUUGUGCAUGUAGUUUGUAAUUUUCAACAUUACCCAUUUUGGUACAUUUGGAUUUUUUUUGCAAUAGUAGUUUUUGGGGGUAUCAUGCCAUAGAGUUUUAUAUUUAGUACAUAUAGCAUGCUUUGAAAAUAAAGUAUAAUUACUCAGGGUAGUUGUCAAACAUAGAUUUGUGGUGGGAUCGUAGACACAUGGAUUAUUAUUAUUUUUUUUUUUAAUCAUUUGUUGGAAAAAUUGAUCAAAAUAGAGAGAAUGACAGAAAUAUGAAAUGUUGAAGCUAGGUUAUAAAAUUUGUAGAAAAUAUCAAAAGUAGAUGUAAUGUUGGAAAAUAUGUAAUAGUCAUAUAAUAUUUCUCAGAGUAAUGUCAAAGCAGUUAAAUAUUGGUAUUUUCAUGAAGAUAUGGAGUAUAUGCAAUGAAUUAGAAUGUUGUGAAUAAAUACUUGCUCAUGUGAUAAUCAAAAACUGAGAAAAAGUCAUAUUAUAUUCAGUUUAGGUCAGUACAAUUUAUUUUGUUUGGUUUGGUUUUUGUUCAUUUUUGUUAGGCUUCUAUAAAUUGAUAUUCGGAAAAUUUAUUUUUCAUCGUUAGUGGGUGCUUUUCUUGCUUCUUCCUAAAGAGUUAGCUUCAUAUAUUUUAAACAGAGACUUAAAGUAUUGUUGUCAUCAUUUUUAGACUCUCCUUUCAUAGUUAGAUGAUUCUAAGUCUCGUAUUUUCUGUCUCGUGAUGUCAAAGAAAUAAUCAACAUAAGCAUAGCCAGACACACUGUAGUGGAUAAACAAACAAAAACUUAAUUAUCUAAAUUAUUUUAAUAACUAAUUUGAUAUAAAGGUAGCUUGAGAUUACACAGACAAGUAUUAAACUUAUAUAUAUAUAAAUAUAUCUGUAAAUUUAGUUUGACAUAGUCAUUUAAUCUAUUUUACUUUAUUUUUGCCCCUUAAGUAGAUAUUUUUCUGAAAUAUGAUAUAAUGUGUAUCGAUUAGAUUGAUAUUUUUACAGUGAUUUUAUGUUUGGUUUAUUUUGUUAACCAAGUACUUCCAUUGUCGAAGGAAAUCUAUUGUUCGCCAAUAAAAGAUAAAUUGUUAUUACCUCCCUUUGAUGUUUAUAUUAAAGUAAAGGAAUACACAGUUGACUACUUAAAUCUUGCAAAAAAUAGAAGAAAAUGUUACCCUCUAAGCCAGGAAAUAUUAACUUGCCAUUAUCUUCUUGCAUUUAUGACUGUUCCGUAUUUAGAUGAUUAUCUCUUUUUUUUUUGCAAGACCAAGCAUUUACCAGAUUUUAAGAAAAACUGAAGAAAGAAAUCUUAUUCAAGCUUGUUAGCAUUAAAUUUAUGCAAAUUUGAUUAAGUGAAUUAAGUAUGAAAAUGGAAAAUGGCCUUUAGAGAUCUGUCAAGGAAUACGUUGGAUUUCUUUCUAGUUAAAACAUUGACCCAAAUAUUCUUCAUGAAUGAAGCCAAAUGAAAUUUUUUUUUUUUUCUUGGAUAGCUUAUUAGUAAUUUCAAAACUUGACAUAGAAUCACUGUAAAUGUUAGUUAUGAUGUAUUAUACCGUGUUGAUGGCAUUUUUAACAUUUUUACUGGAAUGAAGUUUUGUGUUCAAUUAACCUAUUAGUCUUUUUAUUUUAACAUUAUUUUAUUAUUAUUAUCAUUAUUAUUAUUAUUAUUAUUAUUAUUCAUAAGAUGUAGAUGUCAGUAGGAGCUUGUAGAUUUCACUUGUGUGUGAGCAUGUGUGAUAAUAUUUUUGUAUCAUAGUGUGUGUUUUUAGCUUUGUUAUUCAGAGUAUGAUCUCAUAAUUAAUCAUUAAGUUAGGCUUUUAUCAUUAGAAAUAUUUUUAUAGAGUCAUUUGUUUAAGAAUUGUUUUAUGAAAGUUGGUACUGUAAUAUCAUGAUGGUGAUAUGUUUUAAUGCUGAGUAAUAGAUAAUUGAGAAUGCAGAUUGGUGUAUUAUUUUGAUACCAAAUUUAAAUUUUAAGUACUCUGAGAUUUUAGCUUUCUGAAUGGAUCAGACAAACAAAUACUUAUCUUUUUGAAUGAUUUUCUAAACAAUCAAUACAUUGCGUAUAAAAAGAGAAAAAAGUGUUUUAAUAUUUGAGGGAUAAUAAAGUAACUUAUUUUAACGAUUUGGUGUUGUCACUGAAAUGGAUUGUCUUGUAAUACCUUCAAUAUAGCAACUGCAUUGCAAAGAGAUGAAUUUAUUUAAAAGAAAAUCUAACUUACCAAACUUAUUGAAUUUAAAGAGCAUGUAAAUGUGUACCAUUUUUAGAAUCAAUUUUUGAACCAAUGACAAUAUGUAUCUAUAGUAAUCAUCAGUCAUUAUUUUACCACAUAGUUUUGAUGAGGCACACUCUGGUUGUCUUUCAAGAUGGCUUUGAUACAUUCCAUGUCUAGUGCUUUUUUGUAUUGACCUUUUGGUGCCCCGGAUUGAAAAAUGUAUUGAAUGGCUACAGCUGGUCAACAUAUAGUUCACAAUGGCUAAAUUUAAUAUGAAUAAUAAAAUUUACUGACUUCUUUUGUACAUGGAUAAUAAUUGGGGUACAUUAAAUUUUCUGCUCAUUAAACAGUUCCUUUUAGAAAAAAAUUAAAAUUUAAUUUUUUGCUGUUUCUGACAGUUUGAAUUUUAGAAAAAAAAUCUUGCAGACACUUGGACUUGAUGGAAACUGAAUAUGAAUUAGAUUCUGCAAUAUUGAUGACUUUUCUCAGAUGUUUUUUUUUUUUUUAAGUAAGUUAAGUGUUCUAAUUUCUUUCCAAUAUAGUUUUAUUGGUUUUGAAUUAUAUGUUGACUAGCUGUAUUGUGUGCUAUAAUUUAAAACUGUUAAUUUCUAGUUUAGUUCAGAUUAUCGGGGUUCAGAUACUUUACAGUAUUCAUUUCCCAGAGUUCAUAAUAAGGGUUGUUUACAAGGGAUUGUUCAUUCUGAUCUACAAAUAAGAUAGAAGUUGUAGGAUACUAGUGUGGACCCCUGCCACCAAAGGCAGCUAAGAUAUAUUGUUGGAUCUUUAUAUUGUUGACUUGUAUUUGUAUAAAAAUGUUCUUUCAAAAGAAAAAAGUUAUCUUGUGGCAAUCAACUUGUUUGCCAAAAAAAAAAUUAAAAUUUCAUGGUAAAAGUUAUGUUUAAGUGUUUGUUAAAAGUUUGAUAGUAAGCAUUAAUUGAGUAAAUUUACUUCAGUUUUAAAAAUUGUUUUUGUUAAUCGGAAAUUUUGGAAAGUACAAAUCUUGAAAUUAGUUAACUAAAAAGUAUUUCCAAAGUUUUGUUUGAAUUUUUUUUUUAAAUACAAAUGAAUUUAUCAUUUCACAAGUUCACUGCCAUACCCUUUUCACAGAGGCAUUAUCAUUCUUAAUAUUGAUGCAUUUUGUAUUUAUCAUUGAUGAAACCCAGAGUGUAGCCAAUAUGGGAGCACAUUUUUAAUCAUUAUUUUAAUCUUAUUUUAAUAUUUUUAAUGGUUUUAUCUGUAAUAAUCGUCUAGUCAGUUUGUUUGAACGGUUUCACGCUACUUACUCCCCCUUUUAUCAUGUGAUUGCCAUAUCUCAUUGUACUCCCCUUACCACGUUACAGCGGGUAUGUAGUUGAUUGUCUCUUUGCCCACACUUGUGAUCAGCAUUAUAUAGAUUUUAUGCUUUAUGUUUUGAUCCCACACACAGGAGAAAAAUUGGUCAGCCUAAGAAAAACUCAAUAUUUUUUAUUUUUCAAUGAAUUGAAUUAAUUGGAUAUUAGUGAUGUUUCUAUAGCAUUUUAUUUGUUAGAAAUGUUGAAUUUUACAAUUUAGGUUAAAGUUAAUUUGAAAUUUAUUUUAGAAUUCUACUUAUAGAAUAAAGGAAACGAUUUAAGUUUUAAAAAAAAUUGGAUUAAAAGAAAAAAAAAGGGAACAAAUAUUUGGUUUAGUAAUGGGAGAAAUUAAAUAAGGGAUAAUAAGAUCAUUUUGAACCAUAUUUUCCUCUUGUAACUCAAAUAAAUUGUAUUGCCAACCUUUUCUCUGAUUGUUGAUAUAUACAGUUAUAUAUUUGUAAUUAAGUACCUAAUUAUCGUGUACUCCGUCAUUAAUCAUUUUGUAUUAAUCGUGUGCAAUAUUUUCGACAAAGCGUAGUAAUCACGUCGGUAUGGGUUGCUAAUACCAGCUUGUUUCCUUUGAUAUAUCAGACAGUAGUAGUUACUCACAUUUUGGGAUCAAUAGGAAAUAAAAUUUGUUUUCACUUGA
Mytilus californianus (California mussel) is the source of this 11882-nucleotide messenger RNA. RefSeq names its product homeodomain-interacting protein kinase 2-like. Gene Ontology annotation, molecular function: ATP binding; protein serine/threonine kinase activity; protein tyrosine kinase activity. Gene Ontology annotation, biological process: peptidyl-threonine phosphorylation; peptidyl-serine phosphorylation. The record is from RefSeq and is a predicted model, not a curated record. The transcript has 14 exons. Gene Ontology annotation, cellular component: nucleus; cytoplasm. Lineage: Eukaryota; Metazoa; Mollusca; Bivalvia; Mytilida; Mytilidae. Bases 322 to 3915 code for a protein of 1197 amino acids.